AUGGCCCCCAAGAAGCCAGAACCCAAGAAGGAUGAUGCCAAGGCCGCUGCCCCCAAAGCAGCUCCGGCCCCUGCAGCUGCACCUGCUGCUGCACCUGCCGCUGCACCUGAGUCCGAGCGCCCCAAGGAAGCAGAGUUUGAUGCUUCCAAGGUUAAGAUCGAGUUCACGCCUGAACAGAUCGAAGAGUUCAAGGAAGCCUUCCAACUGUUUGACCGCACACCCAAGGGCGAGAUGAAGAUCACAUAUGGACAGUGUGGGGAUGUCCUGCGGGCUCUGGGUCAAAAUCCUACCCAGGCAGAAGUGCUCCGUGUCCUGGGGAAGCCCAAACAAGAAGAGCUCAAUUCCAAGAUGAUGGACUUUGAAACGUUCCUGCCCAUGCUCCAGCACGUCUCCAAGAACAAGGACACCGGCACGUACGAGGACUUCGUGGAGGGGCUGCGGGUCUUCGACAAGGAGGGCAAUGGCACGGUCAUGGGCGCAGAGCUCCGCCAUGUACUGGCCACGCUGGGUGAAAGGCUGACUGAGGAUGAAGUGGAGAAGUUGAUGGCUGGCCAAGAAGACUCCAAUGGCUGCAUCAACUAUGAAGCGUUCGUGAAGCAUAUCAUGGCCAGCUGA
Messenger RNA from Arvicola amphibius (Eurasian water vole), 615 nucleotides. It is a transcript of the gene Myl3, whose product is annotated as myosin light chain 3. Bases 1 to 615 code for a protein of 204 amino acids. Gene Ontology annotation, molecular function: calcium ion binding. Gene Ontology annotation, cellular component: myosin II complex. Lineage: Eukaryota; Metazoa; Chordata; Mammalia; Rodentia; Cricetidae. The transcript is spliced from 6 exons. The record is from RefSeq and is a predicted model, not a curated record.